UAUCCACUUGAUAAAUUUAUCGGCAUACCGAAGUGGCAGAUAAUUCAAAACUUCCACCAAAAGCCCAUCAAUCAGCUGAGACAAACGGAAGGAACUCUGGCAACCGUGAGAUGUACAUCGACAAGCUUGAAAAUCGAGGAACGACAGUCGAGCCACCGGAUAUUACAAGAUAGCAGAGGGGUGAUAUCGAGAAAUUUUUCGAAAUCAAAAAAGAAAAACCGUCAAUCACCACUGGAUAAUAAUGAGAGGCACGAGGAAACAGCAUCUAAUACCACCAACCGGCUAGACUUGCCGGACGUGUCAAUUCCAAAAAUUGACGGAUCACCACAAGGCAAGCCACUGCAGGUUAAACGCAGUGACUCAUUCAUCAAGAAGAUAAUAAAAACCUCCAAAGAGAAUCUGACGUUGAACUGCGAGAAGCUGAUCAAGAAUAUUCAGCGAAGAAGUCCACGUCUAGUCAGGCGAAAGCAGCAGUCAAUCGACAGCAGUGAUAGCCAAAAGAGCGGUGACGAGGAGGUGGCAGUGGUACCCCAGUUAGCCCGUCGAAAGGGGCCCAAAAGACGUCCCCUGGGCCUGUCAAACCUCUUCAAAUCAUCAGACCACUUGUCAGCAGCAAACCCAGUCCCACAAACGCCCGAUCAACUCCCCAUAAAUCCAUCAACACUCGAAGGACCUGCAGCCCCAGGGGAGGAGUCGCCGGUCCACAGGAUCAACUCGGGUUCGCCUUUCUCCAAAAGAUCAAGCUCACGCAGCAUCUCCGUGGAAGAUGUGGACGAGCUAAUUCGAUCUGAGAACAACGUGCAACUGUUGGAGGAGCGAACCGACGUCUACCGAAAGCUACGUCGUAAGAUCGAACAAGCGAGAAGUCUAUCCGACAACGAGAGCUCGGACAAUUCAUCGAUUAAUCUUGAUGCACCACCAAGAAGACGUGCCCUGAGUGCUCGAAUUGUUGAAUCCAGUGUCAAGACUAAAAUAACGAAAAAUUUGUCGGCAUUGAGACGUAACAAGCUCAAACGUUCACCAACACCGGAUGACUUGCGUUACAUUGGGUCAUUAGCUGUUGCUGAUAGCAAUGAGAGGUCACACGAUAAUGCCUCGGUGAAGGAAGCGCCGAUACCCUCCGGCCACAUCGACAGACCAACGUUAAAUUCAAUAGGUUUUGAGUCGAUUAAGCCACUGGUUAAUUCCACGUACAGUCAACAAUGCAGAAUUGCAAAUUCAGUGAAUACUCGUGUUUCUAAUAACACGAAGGAGGGAGAAACGCUGAAAAAGCUUGGGAAUUCAAGAGCGUGGCGCACUUUGGUAUCGACUGAGGCGCUGUGCAAUGCCACAGUGAGAUAUCAGUUGAGUGACAACAAUCAAGUGAGACAGUGUUCUACGAGUAAAAUAACUGGUAUAAGAGAUUUUGGGAAUUUAUUGUUGGAUGAACAUCGGGUUAUUAGUGGGCUUGAUUGCUUGUCCGAUGAAUUGGAUGAGAAAUCGAUUGGGGAUUUUGAUGAGGUGUGCUGUUAUCGCGAGGAGUUGAUUAAUGGUGAAAAUAGUGAGAUUGAUAAGGAGAGAAGUGAUAGUGGGGUAUUGACUCGGAUUAAAGACUUGAAGACACAACUGGGCAAGCAACAGAUGGAUUUGGGGUACAGUGGUCAUCAUUUGGUGCCAAGUCAUGGUAGAGUCAGAAUGGGAGAUGAGCCUGAUCGUGAUACUGUUUACAACAAUUUUCGUCGUAAAUUUCUGCAGAGGAUAAAUGGGAGUAGAGAGUUUACAGCUGGUGAUAACUCAGUGGGGACACAGAAUACGAGGGACAGUGGUGUGAGGGAGGGUAGGAGAUCGGGGGAUCGGGAUAAUUCCAAGAGUGAACAAGAGUACGAUGACUUUGCGGAUCUUGUGGAUAUGGUACUUAAUGGUGAUGGCAUUGAUGCCGAAAGUGGUGUUGUCAGGAUUAGUGGCGAGGAUUACACCAAUAAUCCGACACUUGGGGAGGUGCAGGGAGUCAGAGUCCGAAAAAAUUCGAGUACAUUGCAGAAGUUCCAUUUGCAGAUAUCGAGACUAGAGAUGUAUCCCGAGAAAUCAGAGAUCGUCGACAGAUUGCUGGAAGAGAUGGCCACGAAGCCCAUCAUCCACAUAGCCCAAAAAGACGGUGGAACCCAGUUGAAGCUGGUGAUAGACUAUCCAAACGAUCUGCAAGCACUCUUCAAGCCCAUGAGAUUCGGUCGUGAACAGCAAACGCUUCCGAACCAUUUCUACUUCACAGAUUUUGAGCGUCACACAGCGGAGAUAGCGACCUUCCACCUCGACAAGCUUUUGGGAUUCAGAAGGGCAAUGCCAGUGACCGGUCGUACCCUCAACAUGACCACUGAGAUAUAUCAAUUGGCGGAGGGUGAAUUGUUGAAAACAUUCUUCGUCAGUCCAGCUGGAAACAUGUGCUUUCACGGCAGAUGCAGUUAUUACUGCGACACGAGUCAUGCUAUCUGCGGCAAUCCUGACACUCUCGAGGGCAGCUUUGCCGCUUUUCUCCCUGGCAAGGAACUAGCUGUGAGGAAAGUCUGGCGACACCCUUGGAGAAGGAGUUAUCAUAAACGCAGGAAGGCUGCUUGGGAAACAGAUUCGAAUUACUGUGCCCUUAUUAGGGACAUACCACCGUACGAUGAAGGUCGUCGAUUGCUGGAUCUGAUGGACAUGUCGAUCCUCGAUUUUCUCAGUGGUAACAUGGACAGACACCAUUACGAGACCUUCAAAACAUUCGGAAAUGACUCGUUCAUCGUACACUUGGAUCACGGACGUGGCUUCGGCAAACCCUACCACGACGAGACAUCCAUCCUGGCACCGUUGCUCCAGUGCUGCGUUAUAAGACAGUCGACCCUUGGGACCCUCCUCAAAUACCACAACGGUCCUCAACGGCUGAGCGCGGCGAUGCGUCAAAGCAUGGAGAAGGAUCCUGUGGCGCCGGUCCUGUGGAAACCACAUCUCACUGCACUUGAUAGACGUGUUGGUCUCAUUCUACAAGCAAUAAGAGACUGCCUAAAUCGCAGUGUCCAGCCUGAUCGGCUUGUCGAGGAGAGCGAUCAACAGCUCGAUCAGCGAAUAAUACACUGAGAAAAUAGUCAUUUUCCGUAAUGCCUCUCACAAUUUUUCGUUUAGGAAUUGGUCCGUCGAAAAAUUGAAAUUAUUACGGAAAAAAUGCCGUAUCUGUGCGGUCUGUUCUCCAUUGGGUUAUUUUACGCCUUCAUCUUGACAAGAAAUUACCCCAUCGUCACCGACCGGAAAAACACAUUUCCGCACAUGUUACCAAUUUUUAUUGCACGACGAGAGACUUUUUCGCACGGAGUGCAAUAAUUUUUCAUCACUGUCGCUGAAAUAGACUUUUUUGACAAGUACAUCUUCACUCGCAUUGAGGAUGGCUAGAUAAAAA
Molecule: messenger RNA, 3406 nt
Organism: Fopius arisanus
Lineage: Eukaryota; Metazoa; Arthropoda; Insecta; Hymenoptera; Braconidae
Exons: 8
Biological process (GO): protein phosphorylation
Cellular component (GO): Golgi apparatus
Molecular function (GO): protein serine/threonine kinase activity
Source: RefSeq, a predicted model, not a curated record